AACGCGUAAUUGAAAAUGAUGUGCUCCUAACGCGGAUACCACGAGGAAUACUACGAAAAAAGACGCUCUAGUGUUGGCAGAGAAAGAGUGAAACUAGUAAAGUAAUUGAAAAAAAAGUAUAAUAAGAAUUUCACAAACCAAAAAUUGCACAUUUUUUAACAAACAAAAAAUUAAAAAUAUGCCGCUCGCGACUCGCCUGCUCUUCUUACUUGCCGCCUGCAUACUAAAUGUGGUCUUACAGCGCCUAACGGUCAACGCUGACACAAAAGUGCUAAACACACUCAGCAUACAUCAGCCGGGCUACAGUAGCCGUCAUGAGGUCAUCACACUCGAUAACGCCGGCACCGCUGAUGAGGAGCUGGUGGUUAGAGGCAAUUAUACCGUUGAACUCGGCCCACCGAACAAGGACGGUCUCAUAUUUGUGGCUAACACAGAGUAUACGGCCGAUAAGAAUGGAUAUCAUGUGCAUUAUCGUAUCGAGGCGAGACCGCUAUUGGAAACCCGGUUGAGUGGCAGUGUGUUAAUGACUGCAGCGGGCUAGAGAGUCAGGUGUUGUCGCAAAAUGUUUGUGUGUUUGGAGAUCCUUCGAAAGUGAAAUUACUGUUUGAGUAUUAUUUUCUAUAUACUAGAUGCCUAAUUAUGGUUAUACAUAUGUAUAUGGUAUUGCAUAUACUCAUAUUGCCUAAGUUAUGAAGUUGCUUAAAACAAGUUGUAAGCUUAAAUUAAGU
This is a messenger RNA of Bactrocera latifrons, 728 nucleotides long. RefSeq lists its product as uncharacterized. The coding region runs from base 179 to 541 and encodes 120 amino acids. The transcript is spliced from 3 exons. The record is from RefSeq and is a predicted model, not a curated record. NCBI's taxonomy places the organism in Eukaryota, Metazoa, Arthropoda, Insecta, Diptera, Tephritidae.